AUGGAAUCAGUAGCCAUGGUAGAAUGUCUGGUUGAACAACCUAAAAAUGAAUGGAAAAAAAUUAUUGCUCUAUCACGUCGUCCGAUACAGUUUGAAAAUAAUGAUGACCGGAUUCAAUUUGUAUCCAUUGAUGUUUUGAAAUCAAGUGUUGAAGAUUUAUGUAAAGAAUUAGAAAAAGUUGGUGGACAAGAGGUGACACAUGCCUAUCAUUUUACGUAUGUAGCUAAAAAUAGUGAACAAGAAUUAGACAAUGUUAAUAAAGAAUUACUUUGUAAAGCACUUGAAGCAACAAAAAAAGUGGCAAGAGAAAAUUUACAAGUCUUUUUAUUACAAACAGGUUAUAAGUAUUAUGGUACACAUAAAGGUGGCGAAUAUUUAGCACCAAGACCGUUUUAUGAGUGUACACCUCGUCAUAAAGGACUAAAUUUUUAUUAUACACAAGAAGAUAAACUAAAAGAAGAAGCAAAGAAAAGUAAUUUUAUGAAUUUUGCUGUGAGUAUAGCUCUUUACGCGUGUAUUCAAAAAGAAUUAGGUAAGCCACUAAUAUUUCCUGGUAAUCAAGUACAAUGGGAUUCAUUGAUUGAUCACUCUGAUGUUUGCAAUGAUGCACAAUUUGAAUUAUGGGCAUCUGUUACGAAAGAAGCUGAAAAUCAAGAAUUUAAUAUCCACAAUGGUGAUUAUAAUAAAUUUCGAGUAUUAUGGCCUAAAAUUGCAAAAUAUUUUGAUAUUCCUGUUGGUGAGCCAUCGAAUAAAGAUCCACCUCCAAAAAAUGGUGAAGUAAAAUGUCAGAUGCCUUUAGUUGAAUACAUGAAAGACAAAAAAGAUGUUUGGAAAAGAAUCGCACAUAAAUAUAGUCUUGAUGAAUCAGCAUUUGAUUAUGCUACGUGGGAUUUUGCUGAUGCGAUUGUUGGACGAGCAUUCGAUGAAUAUGGUGAUAUGUCAAAAGCUCGUAAAUUGGGGUGGAACAAAUAUGUUGAUACAGGCGAUUCUUAUUUGAGAACAUUUGAUAGAUUAAAAAAAUUAAAGAUUAUUCCAUGA
This is a messenger RNA of Didymodactylos carnosus, 1038 nucleotides long. Lineage: Eukaryota; Metazoa; Rotifera; Eurotatoria; Philodinida; Philodinidae. The record is from the annotation of a GenBank genome assembly.